GUACGGGCCAUCCUCCGCUGGAGUCCCAGCUGGCCCCCGCCGGCGCCGCGCACCCCAGGACCAAGCGGUGUUCCUGCAACAGCUGGCUGGAUAAGGAGUGCAUCUACUUCUGUCACCUGGAUAUCAUCUGGGUCAACACACCUGGACACACCGCUCCCUACGGCUUGGGAAGCCCGCCAAGGCGGCGCAAGAGAUCACUGGGCAGGUGCGAGUGCUCGCACUCGAGGGACAGCGUCUGUGCCACCUUCUGCCAAGCCAAGCCUGGGUACCUCCAGAGUCUGAAGCUCCCAGCGAGCUCGGGAGCAUCAGUGAAGUCUCCGCAGAGCGGUGACAUGAGGCCGUCCCACCAUGGCCUGCUGAGAGCUCUCAGGGAUCUUGCCGUCUCCAGCCCGCGGUUGGGCAAGCAUCAGCACCAUUCUCGGAGGAACGCUCAACCGACAGUUUUGCCUUGGAAGAAAAACAUCUGGAAGAAGAAGAGAUAA
Pterocles gutturalis (yellow-throated sandgrouse) is the source of this 482-nucleotide messenger RNA. RefSeq names its product endothelin-2-like. Gene Ontology annotation, molecular function: endothelin B receptor binding; hormone activity. The record is from RefSeq and is a predicted model, not a curated record. The transcript has 4 exons. Gene Ontology annotation, biological process: intracellular calcium ion homeostasis; regulation of vasoconstriction; regulation of systemic arterial blood pressure by endothelin. The annotation marks the transcript as partial. Gene Ontology annotation, cellular component: extracellular region. Lineage: Eukaryota; Metazoa; Chordata; Aves; Pterocliformes; Pteroclidae.